UAAAGUUUCAUCAAAAUCCGUCCAUCCAAAAACUUUCGCAUUAAAUUUUAUUUUAAUUCCAGGAAAGAUGUCCAUGAAGCAAUAGAGUCCUACCUUUGUCACAUCUGUUCCAAACGUUUUGUGAGAAAAAAAAGCCUUGUAAUGCAUUUGCAAAUCCACUCAAAUAAAAAGCCAUACAAGUGUGAACAGUGUGCUAAGGCGUUUACUCUCCAAAGAAAUCUAAAGGAACACAUGACUACACACGUAGAACUGGAAGAAUUUCACUGCACAGUCUGCAAAAGGGGUUUUAAGAGCCCAAGAUACCUCUCGAGGCACAUGGAAACUCAUUUUGGCGAGAAGAAAUACGCGUGCGGAUUCUGUGGUCGCAAGUUUCUGCGCUCUGACGCUAGGAAAGCGCACGAGCGUACGAAGCAUUUACGGUUUAGCAUAUUAUCCAAGGACCAGAAAGAAGGAAAAGAAUAAAUGCCAUGCCAUAA
Ostrinia furnacalis (Asian corn borer) is the source of this 476-nucleotide messenger RNA. Its product is annotated as protein krueppel-like. The transcript is spliced from 3 exons. Gene Ontology annotation, molecular function: RNA polymerase II cis-regulatory region sequence-specific DNA binding; DNA-binding transcription factor activity, RNA polymerase II-specific. Bases 142 to 462 code for a protein of 106 amino acids. The record is from RefSeq and is a predicted model, not a curated record. Gene Ontology annotation, biological process: regulation of transcription by RNA polymerase II. NCBI's taxonomy places the organism in Eukaryota, Metazoa, Arthropoda, Insecta, Lepidoptera, Crambidae.